AUGGAAAUCCCUGUAAUUAAUCGAAUGACAGAUUCUUUACACAAUCCAUCAUUCAUUUCUCGAAUAUCAUCUACUUUAGAGCUUGGAAAGCUCUCUAAUGCUCAUAGAUUAUGGAAAUGGGGUGCUCUGUUCUUAGCUUUAGUUUAUGCUUUUAGUAGCAUUAUUAAUAAAUUUAAGUUGUUAAUGCUUUAUUUCCAUAAUAAAUCGAAAUCAUUGUUAGCUGCAUCAGAACCUCUUUUAGCUCAAUUUGACGAUGCGUUUCUUACCGAUGAUGAUGAAAACGACGACGUUUACUCCAUCUCUGCAACUUCCUCCGAUGAAGAUGAGGACGACAAAGAUGAAGAUAUAAUUGAAGAGUUUUCUAGAUUCGAUGAUGAUGAUUUCAAUGUCAAGGGUAGUUUCCGUAGCUUUAGUGAAAACCCUAGAAAAAAAGGUAAAUUCAAACUCCUUCGGCGGCGAAGAAGCUUCGUUGAAAAUUUCUCGUUGUCGGAUUUUUCUAAUGGAAACGGCGUUGUAAAACUCUGGGAUGGAUUGGAUUUAGGAUUGGUAGAAGUUCAUGAUGCAUUUUCCUUUUUAGAUUUAGAUAAUUAUGAAAAUGGAAAAGUUAUUGAGGGUAUUCCGGCGGCUUCAUCUUCGCCGGCAGUUUUCAUUACCGGCGACGGAAAAACGGGGAUUAAUAUUUGGGAUUUGCGAACCAAUGGAAAGUCACCGGCGUUUCAAUCGGAUUGGCGGUCGGACCGGAGAGUUACUUUAAUUGGAGUUGACGGCGGGCGAACUGGAAAAGUUUACGCCAUGGAUGACGUUAGUAUGGGAUUGAUGGUUGGUGAUGUGAGGAAAUUUAAAUCGCCAUUGAAAGAAGAAUACGCGGAAGAUUUAUGGUGGGACGCUGACGAGUCAACCCACGAGUUUGCCGAGUGA
Molecule: messenger RNA, 918 nt
Organism: Amaranthus tricolor (Joseph's coat)
Lineage: Eukaryota; Viridiplantae; Streptophyta; Magnoliopsida; Caryophyllales; Amaranthaceae
Exons: 1
Coding region: 1-918 (305 amino acids)
Source: RefSeq, a predicted model, not a curated record